AUGAGUGGUAAAGAAAAACCGGGAGUGACUCGACGACUCAAUCGAGGAAGAAGUGCGCCAGACACCAAAUGUAAAACUGAUUCAGGGUGCUUUGUGGAUGAGGAACUAGAACGAAAUGGUAGUGCUAGCAGUGACAGCUCACAGGGAUCAAUAAAUUCAUCGCCUGUAACAGAAUUAGAUUCUCAAAGGACCAAAGUGAUAAAUAAGAAAACAAAAGAUAAUAUCACGGCAUCUGUAGCUUCAAGUUCUGAGCCAACAGUGGAAAAUGAGGCAAAUAGAACUUCUGUCUGUAUGCAAAAUGUCAUGAGUAAGGAAGGAGCAGUUAAUGAUCAAAUCGAAUGUGCACACACGCAUGAUGAAGACAGAGGAGGCAAUGUUGUGGAGAAAACAAGGCGCGCUAGUGACUUUUAUUGUUUAUAUUAUAGUGCAUCACCAGAGAGUACCUUGACAAGGUGCGGUGUUAGUAAAGUCAGGAGUAAACCUCCAGUGCCACCCAAACCCAAGCUUAGGAGAGGCAGUGCUCCUCCAUCAAGUUUUGAGAAAAUUGAGAGAAUUCAACAACAAAAUAAAGACAUCACUAAACGGUUCUCUUAUAAUGAAUGUCAAAAUGCCAGUGUAAGACCUGAAUGUACUGAAGUUGAUAAUUUUCCUGACUGUGACAAAUGGAAGUCUGUUGAAGAACAUGUUCUGUUCUUUGAAGCGUGUGUCAAAGAUGGCUUGACUGAAAGAAAUGAUUUGUUGAAAAAUGUUCAAGCAAAGAGCCUCAAGAAUUCAUCUGACGAGGCUUGUGUUGGCAACACAGAGGUCAAUGUAGAAAUUCAUAAUGGUUUUCACUGUUUUGAUGCUGAUCAGAGUAGCACGGAAGAUGUUGCUCCUAUUGUAGACACUGAGAGGUUUUCACUUGAAAAUAAUAAUGUCUGCAAGUCUGUUAUAUUUAAUGGUGAUGUUCAAGAACAGAUUCCUCCUCUGGUUGAAGAGGAGGAAUUUACUGUUGAUGGAAGUAUCCUUUCACAAUCCUCAAUAAACGGUGAACCUUUAAAUAGCAAUUGCCACCACAGUAAGAUACAAAGAGACUGUCUGGACUCUGUGAGGGAAAUUGAUGAAGUUGAUUAUGCUGAUCAUGUUGUUGUGGAUGAGAAUCAAGAGGGAGUGAGCAGUUCUUUUGAUGAAACUGAGAGACAAUACUCUGAUCCACUGGGGCCAUCAGAAACUGAUGUUUACACAAAUGGUAUUGUUAGUAAUAUUCACAAUGGAUUUGAAUUUGUUGAUGCAUCUGAAGCAAGAGGCAGUCACUUACCAGAUCACUCAAAAACACAUUGUGGGGACAUACGUCAACUUAGUUGUAGCAGUAGGACAGUGCCUUCUCUUGAAACCGCCAGUGGAAUAGAUUUUAACGAAAUUCUUGUGAAUCCGAGGCUGAGUGAAAUCAAACAAUCAUCUUUGCCUGGUUUUAGACAGCAGGAUAGAAAUAUUAGGCAAAGACGCCCAGGGUCAAUUUCUGGUAUUCCGAACUUGGAAAGAGAUUUGAGUUCUGAGAUGAAAAGAAGAUCUUGGUCGUUUAUUGAGACACACCUUUUAGCGGUAAACUCUCCUUUGGAGUACAAUGUUCACCAGGCUCACACACCCAGAUUAAGAACAACCUGGCAAUCGGAGAAUGGUCUCUCAUCCCCUUCUGGAAGCUUGUUUCACCAAAAAAGACUUAUGCAAAGCUCCAUAAACACCAUAAAUGUCUCUCAAGAAAAGAUGGGUUGGAGUUCCCCCAAAAGAACUGGGCUGUCACCCUUUGAUCAAUCUGGUUACACAUCUGAUGACAGCAGUGUGCAUUCAGAACCACUUUUCCAGCCACAGCGACGAAGACCUCAAAGUCUGGCUCAUGGUCACAUUUUUAAAAGUAUGUCUUGUGAUUCCAGCAUUUCUGAUAUGGACAAAAGGAGGUCCUCUUUCCCUGAGAGCGAACAAAAGAGAUUUCGUCAUUCGCUAGGUAGCAGGGACCCUGUAUUUGCUCUAAGGAGACAAUCAUUUGAAUUUUCAGAGGAUCCACCCCCAUUUCAACAAAUCCGGGCACCACGCCUUCAAAACCUUAGGCGUACCUCAUCAAAUGCUAGCUCCUCAAGUGACUCUGAAGUUGAAAGGAUCUUUAGUGAACCUUCAGCUCCUAGGUAUUGUCGCUCUACCAAAACUAGUGUCCACAAUGGUUUUGCAAGUUCCAAACCUAUCCGCAAAGUAAGUGCAGUGGAGGCCCUCUUUGGCCCUCGGUCCACUAGUCCACUAGUUAAGAAUGUCACACCGAGCUCUGAUUUGGAGGAAAUGGGACCAAAAAGUAUUACUGAUAAGUAUUCUCUGAAUUCAUCACUCCCCUUGGCAGAGGAUUUUCUUCCUGAAGAACUUGAAGGAGAAAUGGCAGCAAUCACUGAUCCAAAAGAGAUUGAAGAACCAAGGCUGGAGUUUGAUGAUACUGAUUACAGUGAGUUCUACACCAGGUGUGAAGACAAAGAUAGCAUAAUUUCAGCUGAAGCACUGAGUAUUAAAAAACUUCUGGAAUCCCCGCAGACAGUUCUUCCAGACCCUGAUAUUGAGUCUGUGGUGUUGUCUGUAACAGAAAAAAAGACGUUUUCACCGUCUUCAGAUGAUAAACAAAACCGUGUGUGUCAAGAGGAAUUGAACGACAGUGACAUGGAUGAUGAUGAGCAGGCAAUCUCUGAAGGUAAAAACUCUUCUAGACAGUUUUACAGAUGGCACAGAGGGACUCAAACGCCACCGGCUGAUGUUUUCAGAGCUUUAUCACCAUCACCUUCAGUGGGAACUCAAACUCCACCUCUGUCUGUUUCCCAAGAACUGCUUCCACCAUCACUGUUAAAAGAGUUACAGAAAGAUUUGCAAUCCUCAGUACCCUCAACAGGUAGUAAAACAGUUUCUCCCACAUCGUCUCAAGAACUUGUUGAUCAGUUGUCAUUGCUGGGGAAUGUUCAAGCAGCUCCUUAUACUGCUGUGACUUUUGCUGAUACAGACAGGACAUCUUGUCAGGGGAAUGACAAAGCUGUCUCAGUUGAAGAGCUUUUACAGCUCCUUGCCACCAUGAAAGUUGGGUCAACUGAAGAAGUGCCAAAACGAAGACCAGUAUCUGUACAGAGAUACAACCAUUCUCCCACACCCCCACUUAAUGCAAAAAGCAGCAGACCCAACACCAUUAGUCUACCAAGUAGUUGGCAUCAUCUUAACAGCCCAGUGCAAAGACAGAAUGGAAGUCAAGAUUUGAAGCGGCCUAGAGGUGUCCCACCAAGAUCUUCUAAGAGUUUUGAUUGCUUGAGGCAAGGAGUCCAUAGCAAGGACAAAACAAGUGGUGUGACACAAGCAGAAGCUGUUAGAGGAAGUACAAGUAAUGAAGACAUACGUAAAAAGCUCAAGGAAUGGACCUCUACUCGCAAGUCGCAGCUCUUUGAAGAAGAAGUUGAGUGCUUGGAAGGAAAGCAUAAUCCAACAAAAGCUAAUGAGGAGAAAACUCUGAAAGUUUCAUAUGAUGGAAGUGAAGCAACGGAUAACAUUGAAACACUUAGCAGGCUAACAAAAACUCACAGCCUGAAAAGACCUCGCAGAGACAGAGCCUUUUCUCAGAGAGAAAAGAAUGGGCUUGAAGUCAACAGCCUUGAUGAAAAACGGCGUUUUUCGCUCCCUACACCUAAAGCAAAGCCGUGUGACGAAGAAAGGAAAGGUGAUGUCAAACUUGAGGACCCCGUCACUAGUUCUGCAACAGAAGAUAGCAAGUUUAAAGACAUAUUAUUUGACUCUCUAGAUGCAGAGGAAAUUGUAACUGAGGGACAGCUGCAAGAGAUAGCUAGCCCUGAAGGUGUUGAUGUAUUUAUUGACUAUAGAAAAAAGAAUGGGUUGCACAUUACCAGUACUCCAAAACCCCCACCCUACCCUGGCGAUAGUUUAGUUUGUAGGGAGGGUGGGGUGGGUAAAAAUAAUACAAACAAUACAGACAUGCCUCGCAGUGAGAAGCCAGCCAGUGUUAAAGGUGCAGAAGAUGUUCCUACCGAUGUAGAGUCCCAAGGAGAUGCAUCAUCAUCAUCAUACUCUUCUGAUGAUGAUCACUUUGGAGAAUUUGGUGGUAGCACAGACACCGUUGUUUUUGUGGACACGGAAGCCAGCACUGGUAUUUCACUGGUUUCUGAUCUCGGUACAAUGGACCUUAAACUUGUAGGAAAUGACAAUUUGUUAUCAGUUGAUAAUAAUGAUGAUGAUGAUGAACAGGAUGAGGCUAGCCUUGAUGUGUUAUUGGGAGAAGUACGCAGAUCACUUAAUUUGGAAGUUGUGGACUCUGACAUCUUGGAUAAAGCCAUUGAAAGGUUCAAGCAGAGGGUGUCUCCAAGCUCUCAAGAUAAGGUAAAUAAAAUUAUUUUGAUUUCUUGAAGGUAUGCCUGGAAAAAGCCACAAGUGAAUUCUGACUAGCUGUCAGGUUGUGUUUGUUUUUGAAGCAAAAAUGGGAUUAAACAUUAAAUCAAGAAUCAUUUGUCGGGUGUUUUCUGUGUGCUCCUUCAUUUGAAAAUUUUUUUCUAAAUUGAGCCUACACUGGCCCUGUCAGAAUUGUGCAUGCCUUGUAAGUUCCACUGUACACUUGUGUGUGUAUUUGCUGUAUGUAAAAUCUGUUUGCAGGUUAACAAGGUUAAAAUCUAUUCUGAUGUUUAAAGCGGAAUUUCCUUGAUUAUUAGAGCUAGGAAACAAAGGCAAUUCUAAAUCAAACUAGGUUGAAAUACUGGCUUAACACGAGAGCAGAUCUUAUGUACAACAUAUUCACUAGAUUCUCAACUGUACAAAAUUUUACACUUCCUUAAACUCUUUGGCCAAAACAUGAAUAGGGCAAUAUUGUAACAUGAUCUGUUGAAAGCAUGAUUUUCCUCAAUUCAUAUUAAUUACUUGUCAAUCAGCCAUGAGUCUGUGUCAACAUGGUAAAAACCAUUUGGGGAAUGCUGGAGGAAGGAUUAGUUCAAGGCCUUUUCUACUAUCAUUUUUGACAAUAUCUGGUCCAAAAAUCACUAGCUUCUUUUUAGCACAGUGUUGAUUUCUCUCUACCUAUAUAUUCAGGUAUGGUAAUGAAAUAAUUUUGUGAUAACUUUCGUAUGAUAAUUGAGGAAACUUUCAGAAAAUUCAGGUUUUCUUUUUGGAGAUCACAAUUAACACAUGUACGUGGAUGUGAAAUGGACUAAAAACAUCCUUGUACAAUCUUUUGGAGUUAUGCUCCUUUUGCCUCUCAAACAUCAUUCUCUGUGAACAGAAUGUACUGAGUUGAACCUUCUUUAAAUUAAUGUUUGAUCAAAAACAUGCAGUGUUAACAUUUUAAAAUGGAGCCUUAAUUUGAGUCUACGGGUGAAUUUAUCUUGAAUUGUGAUCCUUCACAUACAUGUAUGUACCAUCAUGUCAAGCAGAACUAACCUUGUCAAGAAGGAAAAUUCUGUGUACAUUUGGUAUUAGAAUUAACUAUUGGUCAUGUUGUGAAAUUAAUACUUUUGCUUUAUGUACAUGUGUGGUACCAAGUCAAGCUAAUUUUUGCUUCUAUGAAGUAGUUGAACUUUUAAGCAAUUGACAGUAAGUCUGAGGAAUCUCUUAUUAAUUCAAUGUAUAAUAACAGAUUGAAUAUUUAUCUAUAAUGUAUUAAAAUAAUGAUAUUUUUUGGCACAAUAAUUGAAUAGGUGCUAAAUUAUUGUAAAAUCCAAGAAUCUUUGGUUAAAACUCUGAGACUGCAGUGAACAGACUCCAAGAAGUAAAGAAACACAGCAAAAAGAGGCUUUAAGACUCAUCUUGAACAGUAUUUAGAGAUUAAGGUUAAGCUUUUGUCACUCUUAAAUAAAUGGAAAUGAUUUAAGCUUGCCUCUUAUUUAAUCAAAGAGCAAUUUUGUUUGUGUGUUUCUUACCAAGGAAAUGGAGAAGGAAAAGUUCUUGAAAAUAGUAAGGGAAAUUCUGGUGAAGUUAUCAUAAGUCUUUUGGAAGCAAUUUUCUUGAAUUUUGGGGUGAAUGACAAUGUCUUGUAAAGUGGUUUUGAAAUUGUGCGAUGUGACCAUUCAAAUGUUUUUUUUUUUUUCAAAUGGUAUUAUUUUUUUCUGUGACAUGACAUUUGGAUUUUUGGACUAAUUUUGAGUUUGGCCACUUCUGGGUGUGAAAGAAUAAAUUCAUGUUUAGUAACUUGUGUGCAUUUAUGAUCUAGGAGACCCUUUUAGGAGGCUUACUCCUAAUGUGUAUACAUUUGCAUUUAAAAUUUAAGCCUGUAUACUAUUGAUGUGCCCUGUCAUCAUUUGGAAUCUAGUAAAACUUUUGGCUGAAAGAUGGCAUCUUCCUUAGUGCUGUUUAUUAUUAUGAAGGCUAUUAUUGUGUAUGAAUGCUAUUUUAUUUUAAAUAUAGUGGUAUUAUUAGUGGGUUUUAGGCAUGGGUAAAAAGAUUAGUUCCAUGAAGCAUAUGUAUAAAAAGCACUUUUUAAUCCCUUUUUUUUUUCGUUUGUUACAUUUAGUGAAAUUUUUUCAAGAUUGGUAUGCUUUACUCGCUGACAAGGGUUUGAUUUACACCUGUAGAGUUUUAGUGUAAUUACACAUAUUGCAACUUGAUCAUAAUAUUGUUUUGCCUGGUCUGUUUUUGUUUGUUCUCCAUGAGAACAAAAGAGCUUCUAGAGAGCAUUAAACUUUAAUCAUCCCUGCUGAAAUUUUAUCAGUUGUUGUCCUGAUGUUUUCUUAGUAAUUUAAUUGCCAAAUUUUGAUUUUGGUAGAUAAUUACAGGCCAUGACAUGUCUUUGUUCCUUCUUGUAGGCUCUUUCUGGGGGACUGAGUAUGGAAGCCUGUGUAGCUUUGCAUCAAGCUGACGAACUGCAGGGAAUAAUCAGUGAAAUUAAGGUUAGUGGGUUUUACUUACAUGCAUCUUACAACUGUAAAUAAACUCUAUUUCAAGUGAAAGAGGUCUUAAAUAAAAACUAUCCUGUAUGCAGAUGUCGCUUAAUAAAAACAGUUUAAAGCUUUUCUUAAGCUGAACAUUUUUUACAACUGCACAAAUUCUACUGGGAAAUAAAUACAAUCAAAUCUCAUUUCACAUGUAAUUCUGACAGUAAAAGUCUUAUCAAUAUAUUGUUUUUAAGGAGGGAGGUAAUAAAGUUAAGUCUUAAACUCAACAUCCCCUCAUAUCCUUGACAGUCAUGUUUUCUUGUCCCAUCUUCUUGUACCUUUUUAAAUACUUAAAGCUAGGAUGUGUCCUCCAUGGCUACCCAAGACUUUGCAGUAAAUUAUCACCAAGUUUGUCUGAAUCUGAUGAAGUUUACUAUGUUUUGAUAAUUUUUAAAGCACAGGGAAGUUAUUGUUCCCAUAUUGCAUGCAGUGGCUGCAUGAUAAUGUAUCAAAAUUUUCUCUUAAUCUUUAAGGAGAUUAACAUUAAUCUAGAUGAUUGAAAAAAGCCACAUGUCUCCCAUCACAGAAAGUAACAGAGGUUAGGUUAUUUACCUAUGAGCUUUGUUACCUCAAUUUUGGGAAGCAGAAAUUAAAAUAAUCUAACUAUGGCACUCUAUAAUUACAGACUGUAGGCUGAGAUGUUUAUUUUUCCUUUUGUUCACAAGGUUUGAACCGUUUAAUUGAACAACAGCGAAACACUGUUGAUUAGUUGUUAUAAAAUUGUAUAGGCCUCUAUAAACUGACAUCCACUGCCUGUAAGACUAUCACUCUUAUUAAAACAGUAUUACAAAUACUAGAAUAAUUAUAAAGGCUGAGCAAAAAAAAAAAAUAUAUGUGUAAGCUGCAGGGCCGUCACUAAGAUUUUAAGUUUUCAGGCAUAUGUAAUAUUAGUAAGCAGUGACUCAUUGUUCUGUAAAGAUAACAACGGCCAAUUUUGCGUAAAAGAAGUCUUAAAACGAGGGAAUGACGUUUUAAGUAACUUAGCUCCUCCUAGGGUGAGGCCAUGUCUCUCACUCCACUGAACCUCCUUCCCCCCCUCCAGGAAAGUGCAUUGCUGGGGUAUAUUUUUUGCCUUACUGGCCAUACAAAUCAGAAUGGUCCCUUACCUGCUGAACUAACAUUUAGGGAGAACACUGGAUCAUGUUCCCGUAGUAACAGCAGGAAAUCCCUUUCCCCAGCCUUUAGUGACAGCCUUGAGACUAGCAAACAGUUGUUUAAUAGGAACUAUGACCUCAAAUUGACUCAAUGCUCAGCUGGGAUCUAAUUUGACCUUGGUCGUUACAGUGCAGCUACUUGCACCAGGCCACUUGGAAGAAGAUUUUCCAAUCACAACGGUUUUUGAAAACAAAAGAUUCUCAAGUUUUUUUGCAAAUGGACCAAUAACAUUCAUGAAUUUGAGGGCUGUUUCCUGAGGGGCCAGGUAGGUUCAAACCGUUUUAAAGUUUUCAAUGGUUGCAUUGUUGAACCUUGAAUUUUAUUGGUCCAUUAGCAAAAAAACUUGAGAAUCUUUUGUUUCCAAAAAAUGUUGUGAUUCGAUAAUCUUCUUGUAAGUGCCCCAGUUCAAGUAGUCGCAUUGUAAGUAGACUUGCAAAUUAAGCCUCAGCAUAGGCAAACCCAUUACCUUUAUCCCUCUGCUAUUUUGCCAAGUAAUGGCUCCUCAAGUGGAAGGUCUUACAUACACCCACUGCGCCAAUUCCGAAGUAGCCCGCAAAUACAGCUGUCUCUCCUCGUUUCUUGCUGAAGGAGGUGCAAACAUCUCUCAUGCAAAACUUUCCUGGCAGUGAGGACGGAGGGGAGACGUGGCUAUAUUUGCAGUCUUGCUUCCAAGGGCAUACCCCUGCAUUUGAUUAUGAUGUCAAGUUAGAAGGAGAUUUGAUAGGUCUCCGUAGAGUGGCAAAUUUGACUUCCACGUAGGAGUGGUGAAUUAAUGAACAGAGUUGAUUUGUUUUUCUAGGGAGAGCUUAAACUACUCCAUGAGGAGAAUGACAUGCUGCGUGAACAAGUUUCUACUUUGGCCAAUCAUCAAACAAACGGAGAAGUGUCAGAGAACAGUAGCACUGAAUCUUCAGAGAGACUUGAAAAUCUUUACAAACUUUAUAGGCCCAAGCAUGGUGAGUCUUGCCAAAAAAAAAAAUUAUUAUUUUACAGGACAUUGCAUGUUACUUGGUAGAUAAGGAAAAUAGAUUGCAAAUACAGGUGUUUAUUGGUUUAGAAAAAAAUGGUUAGUUUUUUAGCCAUAUGUAUGUAGGUGUGAUAUCAGAAAUAGGAGUUGAACUGGGGAGCAGGGUGUGAUUGUAAAUUGGUGAUUGUACGUCUAUCUACAAGGCUGUCAGUAAGAUUUCAAAUCGCUGGGUAUAUAUAAUUAGUAGGCAGAGAAUUGAACAGAGCUAGGAAGUUCUUUUGGUUUUAUAUUCCUUUUGUUUUGUAUGAAAGUAGCCCAGGAUUAUGCAUGUGGUAGCCAUGAUGAAUUCUCCAGUGCCUGGCCCUCUGCCCUUAGUGACAGCCCUGGUCUACUGUAUUUUUGUCUAUUUUUGACAAACAUACAUUGCACUUAAACAGUAUUUUUGAAAAAUGCAAAAGAUGUUCUAUUUUCAACUGCCUGUAAAUCUGUUAGUUAAUUUGAUGAGGGUUUUUUGUGUCAGUUAAUUCAGAUGAUGAUGAGGGGGAUGCGGUUGAGGUUGAUGUUUGUCUACGAGGAUUUUCUACUGUGAUGCUUGGUUGUCUUCCAUCAAAGGUAAAUUUUUGCAGCAGUUUUAGCCUUUUAAGCAUUCCCUGUGGUGCUUAUACUGAAAUAGACUCUUAACUUAACUUCUGAUGGUGAAUGUGAUAACUAGUGCCAUAAGGGACAAAAAUAGGUUUUUCACCAUUUUCUUUUGAAGGCCAUUAUAAGGCAACUCCGAAAGUACAUUAACUUGCAUUGUCGUAAGUGGCAAUUCUAAAUCUCUUAAAGCACAGUAUCCUAUUGAUCCUUUGUCCUGUUGUAAAAGGCAUGAUUUAGUCUGUAGCUAUAGCAAUGGUGAUCUCUUCACCUAAGAUAACAUGUUAUUUUCACAUGUGAAGAUACGAUGUUUUCAUGGGAAAGCUCACCUGGUAUUUCAUUGGUGGGCAUUGGUGUUUAUAUAAUAAGUGUCUGUAUUCAAUCUAACAUUGUUACCGCAGAAAGAAGACAUCCACUUGGGAACAGUCACUGUAAAGGGAGCAGACUGGAAUGGAGUCAUGGAAGCUGCGAGAAGAAUUUUUGUGGUAAGCAAAAGUACCUCAACCAGAAUACGGUGGAACACUGGCUUAUGACUACAAUGUUUCCAUGACAACAUAGUUAUUACUAAAAUGUCUGUGACCACUUCAUUGACGGGGGUGUGUCGUGGCUGUCCAGUUCAAUUUGUUAAUAUUUCAAAUAACGCUUCCUUGUGUGCCAUGAAACUUAAUGUUACUGAAAAAAUACUUGUUAAUGAUUCACAGCAUUAUUAGACUGCAUGGGCGUCGGUUCUUUUCUAAAAACUGGUUUAAUGUAGCUUAAAUCUCCAGUCUAGCUCUUUGUAUUUCAGCCUCGCUCAAGACCUUUUGUUUGACUGCUCGCACGUACUUGAAUAUUUAAAAAAUAUGGAUUGUUUUGCAGUCUACAGCACUAUAAUCAAACGUUACAAACAAAAACAUGAAUUUUAAAAAACUGUUAGGAUAAGUUUUCAAAAACCCACAAUUGCAAUCUGUUUUAAUCUUCUUCAAGUUUGUUCAUCCCUGCCUUUUUUGCAAGAAAGCAAACUGAGUUGGUUUCAUCAAUUCUUUCCUUUAGGAUCAUGUCAAUAAAAUUGACCCAGAUGGCUACCUCUGUCUUGGAGCUCACAGCAUUCAAGGGGUUCAAACAGGAGUGAUGUUAUGGAGUCCAGGUUUGAAUAUUUGAAUAUUUUGCACACCUCAUGUUGUCUUUUUGUAUUGGGUAUUGUUGAAAUAAAAAAAAAUAUAACACAAACCAAGAUAUUAUUCAACCUCGUAAAGGCAUACGUCCGGCUACAACAAACCUACACAACAUUUUCAUUUCCGGAAGGUUUCAAUUAUACACAUUUUUUUGUUGGGACAGUACACAUAACACUCUCUGUCUAAAAGGGAAAAAAAUUGAAAAAACUAGACAGAACAAGUGUUAGAAUUUCGUUCCUUCAAUUACUCUGGUCCCUAGGUUUACAAUACUAGGUAGAAUAAGUGGUAUGGCCACAACAAAAACUCCUUUGAAAUGUGAACUUUUUCAAUAACAAGAAAUUUACUUUUUUAUCUUUUUUUGCCAGAUUCCUUAAGAAAAAGUUCUCCUCGAGUAGAACUUUCGAAAAAGAGUAAUCCGUGUAUUAUUCAACUCAAGGGUAAGUACAAUAGCAUUGUUUUAUCAGCUUUGCCUGAUAUGGCAGGGAUAUCACAACAGCUUGUGCCAAUCACUCUCUACCCCAAACAGUCCCUUUCUUAAACACCCCAUCAGAAGAUAGACCGCACCGUGGGGAUCUAGUAUCCCCAGCUUUUUCAGAUAUGGCAAGGACAUUACAAUAGCAUGUGCCAAUCACUCUGGUCCCCAAGCAGUACCUUCCUUAAACACCCUAUGAGAAGAUAGACCACGCCCUCGGGAUAUAGGUGCUUCAACAGUUGUGUGGGUUCUUUGACUUUUAUUUCCCCUUUCAACUGAAGAGGAAGGACUCAAGACAAUUGGGCUAGUUGACAUAGAUAGAAGUGGGACGGUAAUAUUAAAUAUUACCAAUUUGGAAUACGGUUUCUCCAAACUCCAGUUAUUUUUUAUCUUUUCAAAAUAUAAAUACACCUAAAAAAAUAAAACUGAAGAAAACGUUCCAUUGGCUGCAUUUACAAAAUAGUUUUGAUAUUAAAAUUAAGUUUUUAAUUUGCUGGGUUAAGUAUUGUGCAACCCCAACGUACACUAAAAUUAAUUUUUUUGUGGCAUGCAAAAGAAAGUAUUUUAUCUUUUCUCUAUUACUACUUGUUUUCAAUCUUUGCAAUGACACAAUUCUAUUUUUUAACUGUUCUUGUAGAUGGAAGCCAUUUCUCUUGUGAUUCUCUCGUUUAUGAUACUUUGCUACCGAAGGAAACUAUAGAGGUAACAGUUUUCUGCAUUUUAAGGAAUUGUAUGUCUCCACGCCGCUGUGUAUUGAAUAAUAUGACAGGGUUCGCAAAUACGCCAAAUUUGGCGUAUUUUACGCCAAAAUUGAUCAGAUGACUCCACAGAGGUUACGGAGGGAGUCACUUCGACUUCAGAAAUUUUCGGUAACAAACAGGGAGCCACUUCGACUCCAGAAAUUUUCGGUAACACACACAGUUUUGUCCCUACCUUUUUCGCAACAAAUGCAAUUUACGUUAAUUGUAAACGUUGCAAACCUUAAUUAAAUCAUCAAAAUUAAAGAAUGAUACUGCACGACAAAACAGGAAGAGGGUAAAUUACGAUCAAAGUUUACUCGAUGACCGCCAUCAUGGAUUUAAGCUUUCUAGGUCAGUGGACCCCCACAGCUACACCGUGUAUCCAUCACGAUAGUUAUUCAUGCCAGGACCACGUGCUGUAAAGUCUGAAAAUGGCUUUUUUCGUUGUGAUACUUGACUCCAAAUUUUCCAAAAUGACUCCAAAAUUUGUGAAGCGGAAGUCACAGUGACUCCACUCAUCAAUAAAAUUUGCAAUCCCUGAAUAUGUGUGUUACAUAAACUCUUUCAAAGUCAUAUUAAAAAAGUAUGUCCAAAUUUGAUGUUACAAAAACUAAAAUAUGUGUCAUGUUUAAGUACUUUUCUAUAUGUUUUUGUUUGAAUCGUCACACGAAAGGAUUUAUUUUACAGAUGCAAAGGUUGGAAUCACAAACUAUAGAAAAUAAAUAGUACCAUGUGAAAGCAUUGCUGAAGAGGUUUUGCGUCAGUCAAACUCUGUAAUUUUGUGUCUUGGAACUUAAAUCUUGCAUUUUAAGGAUUUUCGCCCAGUACAUGGUUGUUACGAGGGAAUAUUUCUAAUUGAUUGAAAUGCCGUGUCAUGUCUCCACUCCUAACAGAAAUAUGUUGAGGAUUUGUUGGAACACAGGCAUAUUGUACUGUGUGGACAGCAAAGCUUAGGCAAGUCUUACUUGGCAGCUAAGUUAGCGGAACACAUUGUCCAACGGUAAGAAAUGUUUUUAUAAGAAACAUAACAGAGCUUGUUAAAUACUUGAAUUCCAACGUUUCCUUUGGGCGAGCCGUUCUCACAUUUUGCUGUUGCCCCGGGUCAUUCCUUGCUUGUUUUAGUAAAUGAUUUAGUUAGAAGUGGGCUUGAAAGGUUUGGUUGUCCAGUAGUAAAACCUAAUUGUCACGACGAGACGACAUCAUUGUUCUGUAGUGCCCUGCAUAAAUUCUAGCCUGCGUAGCAGGCGCUAGGAAAUAUAUGGGCGCAAGAAAAAACGCGCGCCCUCGCGCGCCCUCGCGCGCGCCCGUUCUUUCUUGCGCCCAUUUACUUCCUAGCGGCUAUCUCCCUCGCGCGCGCCCGUUCUUUCUUGCGCCCAUUUACUUCCUAGCGCCUGUCUCCCUCGCGCGCGCCCGUUCUUUCUUGCGCCCAUUUACUUCCUAGCGCCUGUCUCCCUCGCGCGCGCCCGUUCUUUCUUGCGCCCAUUUACUUCCUAGCGCCUGUCUCCCUCGCGCGCGCCCGUUCUUUCUUGCGCCCAUUUACUUCCUAGCGCCUGCUACGCAGGCUACAUAAAUUCUGAUCAGUUUAACAUUUUAAAAUGGUUGUUGAGUUUGUUAGCAACUGAAGUUAUGUCAUAACAAAGCGGACGAUGCUGUUUUGAGUUUAAUAGUUGGUUGCUGAUUUGUUGAAGGACGUAAUAAGAAUUAACAAACGUUUUUGCUGUCUUUUCUCUUCCUUUCUGUCCUCUGUUAGAUUUUUAUAAGUUCGUUUGAAAAUCUAUCAAAUACUAAUUUUCACCCAUAUUUUUUUUAACUCAGCGUUGGAUGGAAGUGCUCUCCAGCAGUGGUCACUUUCAAUGUCUCACAAUCAACUCGAAAGGUAAGCAAGCCAUCUGGAGUAACAAGUACCUGUUAACCUGAUGUAACCCUGGUACUGGUAGAAGUCGAAAUUCUUUGUGGAGUUCUUGAAGUUUCACAAGAAUGUUUUCUUUAUCCAGUCUCAGAUGUAUGCAUCUCCGUUAAUUCUCGUGUUUCUAUUUUUAAAGGAGCUGAAACAAAGUCUCGCAUCUUUCAUGCAGAGUGACAUCUCAAGGUAUUUUCUAUUUGAUUUACUUGCUGAAAUCCAAUGGUACAGCUCAAAUUUAAAAUAGGUCACUGCAUCACUAGAACUACUUAUUAUAAUUUUGCCCUGAAAACUAAGGACAUGGCGUAAGAAAUGCAUUGGCGUUUACAAAGAGUGUACACGAACAGUAACAUUGGGGCUAUUCCCGGGAUGUAUCGUUUCCAUAGAAGCUUGACGUUGCGUUGGUAUGGCUGGUGUUUUCGUCAUGAUGUGACGCCCAUAACUUAUUUUUGUCCAGUUACUCAGUCUUUGACGUGUUAUUCCUUUCUAUAAUUCUAGCAAGUAGUGUGGUUAUUGUCCACAGUUUAUGCCAGGUAUGUGAUAUUACUUGUAGUUUUUAAAUUUGGUACCCUGUUUAUACUUUUCUUUCUCAGUCCUCAAGAAGGCAGCCCUGCUGUGAUUGUUCUCGAACAGCUUAAUUGCUUAGCUACACUGGCGAGCAUCUUUGACCUCUCCAUUCUCGACAACAAAAACUGGUAGGUGAUGUAGAUUUCUUGUAAUCAUUCAUAACCCUGCUACGGACCACAUAACUCAGACAGAAACUCUACAAUUUGAGCAAGCUAUCUCGAGAGGGGUAAAGGUUUUUUAACAGGCCUGCAAAUAACAGUCGGUCAUCGGACUGUGGCAUUAAUGCUUUCAAGUUUGUCCUGUUUGAUUUCAGUCCAUACAUUAUUGGAGUUCGGGACAAGAGCAGAAGAGGGCCUUUCUCUUCAAAGGAGCUAAACUUAUGCCAUUACUUCAGGUAAGUCUGUUUCAGCCAGUUACCCAUCCAGCUAUUCAUUUCAUUGGUAAGUCAGUUUGUAAUUUACUCGGCCAUUUAAUUGACCAGCCAGUCAGCCAGUCAUGAUGUGUCAGUCAAUUAGCGAGUCAAUUAUAUUAUCAGUCAGUUAGUCAAUUAGUCUCUCUUUAAAAUGACUAGACAACUACAUGUAUGCUUACCAGUAAUUGUGUUUUUGCCAUUGUAGGUGGUUACGUGUGUCUGUUAAUGACAGACAGUACUCUGGACUUCUGGGCAGAUUCUUGAGGCGCAAGUUAAGCUGGGCUCAAAUCCAAACUGAGUAAGUAGUCACGUAGCAAUAUCCGUUUGCUUCCUCUAUGCUCCCUAGCAAACAGCAAUUAAUUAAAACCUUACGUAACCCUUUUACUCUUAAUAGUGGAAAAUGUAUAAAAUUCCAAAUAUCUCAGUUUUAUAAAACCAAAGAAAUAAAUAGCACUAUCAGAAAGUUCUGCCAAAGAGGUUUUAUUCUAAUGGUAACACCGUAGGAUUUGGUCCACAGACUCAAAAGUUAGAACUACAAACUAAAUAAAUAGUGCCACGUGAAAGUACUGCUGAAGAGGUUUCAUUUAAAUGGUAACACCAUAGGAUUUCAUCCACAGACUCAAAAUUUAGAACUACAUACUAAAUAAAUAGUAGCAAGUGAAAGCACUGCUGAAGAGGUUUCAUUUGAAUGGCAACACGAUAGGAUUUCAUCCACAGACUCAAAAGUUAGAACUACAUACUAAAUAAAUAGUACCAUGUGAAAGUACUGCUGAAUGGGUUUCAUUAAAUGGUUACACCAUAGGAAUUUAUUCACAGAAGUACUGGGUUUAGGUGUGAAACAGCAAAAAUGUUUAAAGAGAACCCCAUCCCAUCCUUCCCCUUGCCUCUCCUCCCCCAAGAAACGUGUCUAAACCUCGUGGGCGUGAAAAGUAACUUUGUGAUGAAUACCCCUUAGCUUCGAGACAGAGUGUCUUCCUCUGUAGAGCAUUCUGACACUGUGUGUUUAUCAGCGUUGAAGGUAGUGGUAGAGAUCUGCUGGACUUGUUUGAUUGGCUUUCAAAAGUGUGGUAUCAUCUUAAUGAAAUCCUGGAAGAAUAUUGCGAACCGGAUUCCACUAUUGGUGAGUAAUUUACACCAAAACGUGUCUUUAGUGGUAAACGAUUAUUUAGAAGGAUUUAGUCAUAAUGAAGCUAACAUUCAGGCUAUAAGAAUAUCAAAAAUGUCAAUACUCCUUUGGGCACGAAAGGGAAUAAAAAUUCUGAAUUGUUCGUACGAUAGUGGUAGAAAUUCUUUGAAGAUUGAUAUCGUCGGCCCAGGUCAUACUUUAUCACAUAAUUUUCUCCUAAAUAAUGUGUGCCAAUGUUUUUCCGCCAAGUCUUCGAUUGUCGAAAAAUUUACAUAAAAGAAAGAACAUUGAGAGCACUCGUUCCUCUCUGCGCAGUAAAAGACAGCUUUUGUUUCCACAGAUCUUUAGAAGGUCUUGGUCUGUUGAAAAGAAGAAAAAAGAGAAAGGGAGAAAAUGAAAUGAGAAAAAACCCAAAUUUAUCACUGGUCGUUAGGUUAAGGUGUUGUUUUUUAUCGAUUGGUUGUUUUUACUUCGUAGGUCCUUCAUUGUUCUUCUCAUGUCCAAUGGAUUAUAAAGCCGCCGAGGGCUGGUUCGUGAAUGUUUGGAACUAUAAUGUGAUUCCAUAUCUACAUCAGGCUCUAAGAAGUGGCAGAAAGGUACUGACGAAAAUGCUCCUUUGUCCGCCAUCAGGCAUAGAUUAGAUAUGUUAAAGCUAAGACGAGGGCUUGGUGGGUUUUACAGUAUCUCACCCUUCGCUUUUAUGAGUUCGUACUCAACUGACGCACAAGCAGGAGACGUUUACCUUAGUUGUCAUCACUGUAUCAGGGAUUAAGUGUUAAGAUUGGUUUUCUAAACACCUGGCCCGGGUUGCUCGAAGCAUGGUUAGUGCUAACCAGCGUUAAAUACCAUGGAAACCUAUAUAUUUUGAUACCUCUUAACCAACGGUUAGCGCUAACCAGGCUUCGAACAACCGGCCCCUGUCCGCGUAAGACUUUGAAGUCGCGCGGUCGCGUGUUAUUAGUAGUGUCCUUAAGAUCCGAGAACGGCGACGGUGACGAAAAGUGAAUUCGCGCUCUUUUAAUCUCCAUUGCGGUUAUUCCAAUUCAGUCACUUUUUCAAGUGUUGGCGAACUCUCCUGAAGUUGAAUUAUCCUAAGAACCAUAUCCAAGUUCAGAAAAACCAAAAAGAAAGUUUCGUUUUACGUCCUCCAUUGACAUUUUACGUCCUCCAUAAAAGCGUGAUGACAUUAUUUGUUUUGGGUGGUGUUUCAUGUAACCUGACUUUUGCAUUGUGUUUUGUUCUUUGCGUGACCUGCUUGUGCAGUUCUGAUGAGUUGCAUCUGCAAAUCGUGCAAAGACGAAAGAUAGUGCAGAAAUCGGUUUGACAUGAAGCACCGCCUAAACGCGAAUUUUACACUUUUACCUUCAACAGUAUUUAAAUUGAAAACUGAUGCGUGUUCGUUUAUGAUUAUUAUUAUUUCCCCAGUGAGUUCUGGGCAAUGAUUUACUGUUGCACAGUUUACCUUGAAAUUAUUUUUUAACAGAUCUUUGAUCGAAGUAUCACUUGGGAGGACCCUACAAAAUGGGUGAUCCUAAGAUAUCCAUGGAAUAAGGACCACAGCAGGUUCCUUCACACGCUUCGCAAACUGCGCCAAGUCGAUGUGGUCCUUAAUAGGAACCACCUGGGCUCAGAUAAUGGUGAGAUAAUCUUGCUGUCUUUGUUUAAGGGCUUCGAGCAUUUUCAACUUAAGGGAGUCAUGGGUGAUUCUUACUCUGUGGGUAUUGACAAAAUUAAUUCGACGGUAAGAAAAAGUAAAUUUACGCGUGAUUCAAUUACCCUGUUUCUAAACAUUGGUGGAUAAUGAGAGCAGGAAUUUGGAACUGAACUGAAAACCCAGAACUGGUAUGCAUUCUUCGUAAGCGACAGCUGAAAGUUUUGGAGAAAAACUUUAGUAGAUUUGUCGAACUAAAAACUGUUUUUAUUUUUUAAUCAAAUAGGCGUUCAAGCGGGAAGUUCUUGUGAUUACUAAUCAACGAUUAGUAUGGAAGUGUGGCUUAAUUCACAUAUUUCUGGGAAAAAGGCUACGAACGCACGUUUAUGCGAGUUGCCCUCCUGUAAUAGGCGAAAAUUCCAAUUAUCACUACAAACCGAGAUCGUGAACUGGUUUGAGCACCUUUUAAAUUUAAACCCUCUUUAUAGCUCUUUAUAGAUUUUAAGUAAUUGGUUUUCUGUUAAUUCUUCUCAGUUUGUUUUGCUGAGUGCAUCGAAGAGAAUGAGAAAAUUCUUCGUGCCCAUUCCGCAGUGUCAAAAAGAGUUCGCACUGUUGUCCAGCAGAAAGUUCCAAAGGUAAAAGAACAACGCUCGCAGCUUUCACGGCCAUCUUGGUCUAGCAUUGCAUUACAAUCACUGCUAAAAGCUUCUAUAUGCCACGGCACCUAUUAGCACUAAAAGCUGCUGUAAAAUUAAAUGCAGAAAUAUGAGCUUGAAUGGCUGUUCUUUCACCACAACUGCGCUUUGCUGUAUCUGCAGUAAAAUAGGGAAAUUAUUGACGACCUCCGUUGUAAAUGUAUCGUCGUUUCUUGCAGGGAGAGCUAACUACAAGGCGAAAUGCCGCUGAACAGAAACGACUGCUUGGGAACGAAGAAGACAAAGAUUCCUGUUACUCAGAAACAGACAGCUAUCUGGAAACCAGCAUUUAAACAGUUCAAGGGCGCGUGAAAAAUCUGUGACUUUCGAGGUCAUUUAAGAGCUGAGGCCUCGUUUGUAAUGUGCCAUGCCAUGUCAAAAGCGCGCGAAAGCAAUUAUAUGGCUCAGUCUGUUGCGCAUUUGACUCUGGUGCGAAAACAACUUAGCAGAGAAGCCAUUUAUGCACUGAGGAGAGCGCGCGAUAAGUUUAAAUUGUAUCAUUUGUAAAGUGCACUCCAUUUAAAAAGCGCGCGAAGCCACUUACAUGGUUGGGUCUGGUCGACGCACUUGACUCUAUGGGGCGAAAACAAUUUAACAGUAGUGCCAUUUAUGCACUGAGAAGAGCUCGCGCCAAGUUUAAAAAAUUUGAAUUGCCUUAUUUGUAAAGUGCGCGCCAUUCAAGAAACGCGUUAAAGCGCUUACAUCGUUAGGUAUGUUGCGCAUUAACAUAAAAAUAUGCAAAUACAGUUGGCACAUUUUUUGACGUUUAGGCUUUGUUCACACUAUACAGAGUAGCUUUUCCGGCCGAGACGUCAAGUUUGUCCUAUCCGAUAUGAUUUUCGUGCUGGCGUAAAAGCUAUCCUUUCUCGUGUGAACGUAGCCUUGAUAGCGUUUCGUGUCGGCACCAAAAGCUACCCAGUAUAGUGUAACCACAGCCUUACUUUCGAUGGGGCUCCAUGUCCUGGCGUUGUAACUGAAAUAGCAGUGUUUUAGCAGUGCACUCGCAAAUGAUAUAUUUUAAAAUAUCUUUCACAUAACCGUGAGUAGAAAACAAGGUUAUUUAAAUAUAUGAAGAAACACCAUUAUAUAGUUCGAAUAUUUACGAGUUUUAUGCCUCAAAAAAAGUUGAUUUGAUUAAUAAUAUUUUUGAUAUUGUAUUGCAUUAUUUUUUGACUUUUGAAAUAUAACAGCUUUUUAAAUGUAAUCGUUUCUGGAACAAAAAAGGUUAUGAUUCGUACAUUGUAAAUUUCACUUUUUUAAAACGGAAUCAAGUGUACAGAUGUAGUUGUAAAUUUGUACCCCUUGGUGUGGGUUGGUAUUAUACAGUAAUAAAAAAAUAGUGAUCGUC
This is a messenger RNA of Porites lobata, 19743 nucleotides long. NCBI's taxonomy places the organism in Eukaryota, Metazoa, Cnidaria, Anthozoa, Scleractinia, Poritidae. The record is from the annotation of a GenBank genome assembly.